AUGUCGAGCCUCAGCAGUGGCUCCCAGGACACCAGCGGCAGCAGCAACACCACCAAUGGCGGCGGUGGCGGCGGCGGCGGCCCCAAGGCCGGCGUGGCCAGCAAGAGCGCGGCGGUGGCCGCCGCCGCUGCCCCGGCCUCCGUGGCCGACGACGCACCGCCCCCCGAACGCCGGAACAAAAGCGGCAUCAUCAGCGAACCCCUCAACAAGAGCCUGCGCCGCUCCCGCCCCCUCUCCCACUACUCCUCCUUCGGGGGCGGCGGGGGCGGCGCGACGGGCGGGGAGUCCGCCGAGAAGGCCGCGGCCGCCGCGGCCGCCGCCUCCCUGUUGGCCAACGGGCACGACCUGGCCGCAGCCAUGGCCGUGGACAAAAGCAACCCUACCUCAAAGCACAAAAGCGGCGCGGCGGCCAGCCUGCUGAGCAAGGCCGAGCAGGCCACGGAGCUGGCAGCCGAAGGACAGCUGACGCUGCAGCAGUUCGCGCAGUCCACGGAGAUGCUGAAGCGCGUGGUGCAGGAGCACCUGCCGCUGAUGAGCGAGGCGGGCGCCGGCCUGCCCGACAUGGAGGCCGUGGCCGGCGCCGAAGCCCUCAACGGCCAGUCCGACUUCCCCUACCUGGGCACCUUCCCCAUCAACCCGGGCCUCUUCAUCAUGACGCCGGCGGGCGUGUUCCUGGCGGAGAGCGCGCUGCACAUGGCGGGCCUGGCCGAGUACCCCAUGCAGGGGGAGCUGGCCUCCGCCAUCAGCUCCGGCAAGAAGAAGCGGAAACGCUGUGGCAUGUGCCCGCCCUGCCGGCGGCGCAUCAACUGCGAGCAGUGCAGCAGUUGUAGGAACCGAAAGACUGGCCAUCAGAUUUGCAAAUUCAGAAAAUGUGAGGAACUCAAAAAGAAGCCUUCCGCUGCUCUGGAGAAGGUGAUGCUUCCGACGGGAGCCGCCUUCCGGUGGUUUCAGUGA
This is a messenger RNA of Pipistrellus nathusii (Nathusius's pipistrelle), 954 nucleotides long. The record is from the annotation of a GenBank genome assembly. NCBI's taxonomy places the organism in Eukaryota, Metazoa, Chordata, Mammalia, Chiroptera, Vespertilionidae.